Messenger RNA from Tuber melanosporum (Perigord truffle), 670 nucleotides. RefSeq lists its product as uncharacterized. The record is from RefSeq and is a predicted model, not a curated record. Gene Ontology annotation, cellular component: membrane; Ssh1 translocon complex. Gene Ontology annotation, biological process: post-translational protein targeting to membrane, translocation; protein targeting. Gene Ontology annotation, molecular function: transmembrane protein transporter activity. Bases 118 to 330 code for a protein of 70 amino acids. The transcript has 4 exons. NCBI's taxonomy places the organism in Eukaryota, Fungi, Ascomycota, Pezizomycetes, Pezizales, Tuberaceae.
CUGCUUUCGGACUUCAUCGACCUGUUCUCCAAAAGACAAUCCCGCCAUCUUUUCUCUCGUCCACAUUCACUACCUCCCUCAAACUAGCCCCCCACCACCACAUACGCCCUCUUCACGAUGUCUGACCAAUUUGCUCAAAUAGCUGACAUUCCUCGCGAGUUCCUAAAGGAUGGAACUCUUUUCAUCAAUCGUUGCACCAAGCCGGACAAGAGAGAAUUUAUCAAGAUUUCUCAAGCUGUCGGUAUUGGUUUCGUCAUUAUGGGGGUAAUCGGGUUUAUCGUAAAGCUCAUCCACAUCCCAGUCAACAAUAUUUUAGUUGGCGCUGCGUAAGUAAUCGAUGAGGUUUUGUGGGGCAUCCGGAAGAUUCUCUGGUGUGUUUGAAAAAGGAGUCCGUGGUUUCGUUCUGUUCCUAGAAUUACUUUAUUGUACUAUACUUUGGUUGGGAGUCAUCUUUUUCUCACAGUUUAUAUCAACCAAAAACUUGGCUUCCCUUGCAUUCUCCACCAUUUGUCGGUUUGGAACUACCUUCACUGGCGCCGGCCCCCCAGGUCAAGCCAUUUACAUCUCGCCAGAAAGCUGUUGAUACUAGUAUUCUGUAUCGGGGGAUCAUGGGGGAUUUGCACAGAUCCUGAUAGUCAUGAGGAAAGUCUAGAACAGAUAGCCUACCGUA